GCUGGUUGCCAUGGUCCUGAGUGCCUGGCUCGCGCGUGAACGGAGCUGGAGAGGCCUCCCCGGGACCCGGCUCCGAAACAGGUCUCUCUCCAGCACCUUCUCCUGAAGCAGCUGCAUGAAGAGCAUGGAGGCUGAGGAUCAGACCGAGAAGAUUAGCAUCAGCGCUGAGAGCCCCAGAGGAGGUGAUGUGGGGGAGCUGGGCAUCGGGCUGCUCAGCUCUGCGAAGAGCCGCCCAGUCACCUGGAGGCAGAAAUGUGCAGCCUACGUUCUGGCCCUGCGGCCCUGGAGCUUCAGCGCCUCUCUGACCCCAGUAGCCCUGGGCAGUGCCCUAGCCUAUCGAUCCCACGGAUCCCUAGACCCAGGGCUGCUAGUGGGCAGUGCAGUGGCUGUCCUGGCUGUGCAUGGAGCAGGUAACUUGGUUAAUACCUACUAUGACUUCUCCAAGGGCAUUGACCACAAGAAGAGUGAUGACCGGACAUUGGUGGACCAGAUCUUGGAGCCUCAGGAUGUGGUCCGGUUUGGGGUCUUCCUCUAUACCCUGGGCUGUAUCUGUGCUGCCUGCCUCUACUGUCUCUCCACUCUCAAGUUGGAGCACCUGGCCCUGAUCUACUUUGGGGGACUUUCCAGCUCCUUCCUUUAUACUGGAGGAAUUGGAUUUAAAUAUGUUGCACUUGGCGACUUGGUGAUCCUCAUUACAUUUGGGCCCCUGGCUGUCAUGUUUGCCCAUGCAGUGCAGGUUGGCUAUCUGUCUGUCUCACCACUGCUCUAUGCUGUCCCACUAGCCCUCAGUACUGAGGCCAUCCUGCACAGCAACAACACACGGGACAUGGAGUCUGACCGGCAGGCAGGCAUUGUCACCCUGGCUAUCCUCAUCGGCCCCACGUUUUCCUACAUGCUCUACAACACACUGCUCUUCCUGCCCUACCUGAUUUUCUGCAUCUUGGCCACGCGUUACACCAUCAGCAUGGCGCUGCCACUACUCACCAUGCCUAUGGCCUUUUCGCUGGAGAGGCAGUUCCGGAGCCAGAGCUUCAGCAAAAUUCCCCAGCGGACAGCCAAGCUCAACCUCCUGCUGGGGCUCUUCUACGUUUUUGGUAUUAUACUGGCACCAGCAGGCACGCUGCCCAAACUGUAA
This is a messenger RNA of Emys orbicularis (European pond turtle), 1135 nucleotides long. RefSeq names its product UbiA prenyltransferase domain containing 1 (gene UBIAD1). The transcript is spliced from 3 exons. Gene Ontology annotation, molecular function: prenyltransferase activity. Gene Ontology annotation, cellular component: endoplasmic reticulum; Golgi membrane. Lineage: Eukaryota; Metazoa; Chordata; Testudines; Emydidae. Bases 116 to 1135 code for a protein of 339 amino acids. The record is from RefSeq and is a predicted model, not a curated record. Gene Ontology annotation, biological process: vitamin K biosynthetic process; menaquinone biosynthetic process.